This is a messenger RNA of Talaromyces atroroseus, 1965 nucleotides long. RefSeq lists its product as hypothetical. Bases 1 to 1965 code for a protein of 654 amino acids. The record is from RefSeq and is a predicted model, not a curated record. NCBI's taxonomy places the organism in Eukaryota, Fungi, Ascomycota, Eurotiomycetes, Eurotiales, Trichocomaceae. The transcript has 5 exons.
AUGAACAUAAACACGCUCCUUUUGUUGGCCCUGCAGGCUCUCGCCUCGGCUGCUACCACGGUAGAGAUCUGCCAGGACGUCACUACCCAGUACAUUGAAAAUCCGCUCUUUGAGCAUGGAGUGACAGAAUGGACAGUACAGUAUGGCACAAAUGGCAAUGAGUAUGAUGUAUAUUAUACAUCUCAAACGCCCGAUGGCCACGCCGGCUACGUGCUGGCCCUCAACGGCGAUCACCUAACGAGCAAUAUCAUCUCGCAAGAAGUUUCAGGUCUUGCGAACGGCAUCACGUAUACCUUCAGCAUGUGGUGGCAGCUCUUCCCCUUGGGAACUGGAGCAUGUACUUCGUACAUCUCCUUCGACAAUAUCAAUCUCGGCUCGCAAAGCCUCACCUCAACCAGCGACAGUGGGGUCUGGAAGCAAUUCACUGCCACGUACAGUUCUAAUGAUGAAGACGGAGAGCUCAAGAUCAUGGUAGAUUGCACCGCUGGCAGAUUUGCAGACGACUCAGAGGUCAACUUUUACAAUAUCACCUUGACGGGGCCGACAGAGAUCGUCGACGAGCGUGUCUGCGAGCACUUUGGCAACUUCCUCUCCUUCAUCGUCAGUGGCAAUACCAGGCUCGUCAUCGCAGUCGUUUCGUUGGCUUCCUCUGCUGUUACAUCAGUGACAACGCCAGCCUCAUCCAGGCCUACUUCCUCCUCAUCCGGGAUCAGGCUUCUUUCAAGCAGUUCCAUGAAUAUCGCCAGCUCAUCCAGGUUCAUUAGUUCCUCACGAGUUGCAAGUAGUCAGUCCAUCGGCACCAGCUCGUCUGCCAUCGUUUCAUUAGCUUCCUCUGCUGUAUCAUCCAGGCCCACUACUUCCUCAUCCAUGGCCAGGCCACGUUCAAGCAGUUCCAUAUAUAUUGUCAGCUCGUCCAGGUUUGCUAGUUCCUCACCAGCCUCAAGCAGCAGCAGCAUCCGCAGCAGCUCGUCUUCAGCCAUCGCGUCUCAUCCGGCCAGUGGGACUUCGAUUCAGACUUCAUCAACUAUGCCUUCGGGCUCACAUUCGGGUACUUCCAGUUCCUUCACUCACUCAUCCUUGCCAGUAACAACGUCCACAUCUACGCGAACUGAACACGCCUCUACAUUAUUAUCUGCUUCACAUGGACCGACCACCGCAGGCGAGUUCACCACUUCUACCAUUGUUACAACGGUGGUCCGCACAAUCACCUCUUGUGCAGCAUCUGUCACCGACUGCCCGGCCAGAGAACGCUCUACAUUCCUCACCACCGAGACUUCCGUCGUAGGAACCACCGGCUGCCCGGUGACGGCUGCAGAAAGUAGUACUAUUGUUCACAAGACUGCUGUGCCAUCAAUAACUUCAACAGGCGAAAUAUCAUCUCAGCAGAUGACGACCUCCACCGUCUUCACCACACAGCUGCACACUGUAACUGCUUGUCCGGCGUCAGUGACCGACUGCCCGGCUUCCCAAAAGACAAUAUACGUGAAGACAGAAACGGUGGAAGCGUAUACUACGGUCUGCCCCGUAACUGCCACCGAGAUGAGCGGUUCAAGUCUUCGCAAAUCAGUCGUACCAGGAACCAGCAGCUAUCCAGAUACUCUAUCGACCGUUCAAGUGUUCACUGUGACAGCGAGCGGCGUUGCGCAUGCACCAACGACGUACCUGGCAACGGAUACUAUUCCCCUCGGGGCUGCUUCCUCCAGCACCGCUUCAAGCGAUAUUGUUCCUGCCGUCGCUUCAUCGACUACUGCCUCUAGUUACAACAUCAUGACGCUCCAGUCCAGCUCCCCAGUCAGCACAGAUAUAGGCAGCACUGUCACCACCGAAGCUACUAGCGCUGUCUACACAGGAGCUUCCUUUUCUUUGAAAGUCGAUAUCAUGUCCGUUGUACUUGGGUUUGUGGUGAAAACUAAAGAGUACAAUACAACCGUGUAUGCCUGCCUUGAACCAGUAGGCCUUGGUUGA